GGUGCCCAAAGGCGCAGGGACCGUGCGGCGCUCCACGCACCAGCACCGAGCUGCAGCCGCAGUCACAACAGCCGCCUCCGCCCUCGCCUCUUCUGCACGUAUCCUCCACCUCAGCGCUGUUCUUUUGUCUGUCGCCAUGUCCUCCGCUGUCACCGAGACCCAGGAGUCCUCCGGCAGCUCCCCGCUCACUCCUCUGAAGCUCGUGGGACUCGUGUGCGUCUUCUUGGCGCUGUGCCUGGAUGUGGGUGCCGUGAUGAGUCCCGCGUGGGUGACCGCUGAUGACCAGUACUACCUGUCUCUGUGGGAGUCCUGCUGGAAACCUGCGAGCACCGAGAACUGGCAAUGCAGCAGCACGUUAGGAUCAGACUGGCAGGUUGCCACGCUGGCCUUGUUGCUAGGGGGCGGGGCCUUGGUGCUGAUGUCAUUCCUGGUGGCCCUGGUUGCGGUGUGCAUCGGGACGAGACGGCGCUUCUAUGGCCCUGUUGCUUGUAUGCUAUUUGCCGCAGUUGUCCUUCAAGCCUGCAGUCUGGUCCUCUACCCCAUCAAGUUCAUCGAAAGCAUCAACCUGCGAAUCUACCACGAAUUCAACUGGGGUUACGGUUUGGCCUGGGGAGGGACCAUCUUCUCUUUCGGAGGGGGGAUCUUGUAUUGCCUCAACCCCAAAAACUACGAGGAUUACUACUAACUGAAACUGCAAAAUCCCACAUUGGUAAAACUGUUUUGUGGCUUGACUUCCAUGACUGCGAGGAACUGUCCGAGCUGGAUCCAAGCCGCUGAUAAGUGUCCACCUCUGCCUCCGAAACGCUAGCACUGUGACUGGUUCCUUCGCCAAUCUGCGCCAAACGAGAACCGAGAUUUACGCAUUCAUUCAGGGGUAGGG
This is a messenger RNA of Boleophthalmus pectinirostris (great blue-spotted mudskipper), 880 nucleotides long. Its product is annotated as transmembrane protein 47. NCBI's taxonomy places the organism in Eukaryota, Metazoa, Chordata, Actinopteri, Gobiiformes, Gobiidae. Gene Ontology annotation, biological process: cell-cell adhesion. Bases 137 to 685 code for a protein of 182 amino acids. The transcript has 3 exons. The record is from RefSeq and is a predicted model, not a curated record. Gene Ontology annotation, cellular component: membrane; cell-cell junction.